CAAAUUCUGAUAUUUAAAACUUUAGCUCUUACACAAAAUAAGUCGAUAGUGACUAUAAACACCUCUUAUGUUCAGUGCACAUCUCUCUCACAUAAUAAUAGCCGAAGAAUAGGAGAAACGGUCUCUUAAUGACUUUUCAAGUGCUUAAAUAGAAAGAUAGUUUUUUAAGCACAAAAAAAGUCAUUCACAGCCAGACUGAAGUUAUGACCCAUAUUUUUGACAAACUUAACGACUGUUAGCUCAUAGUAUGUCAUAUAUAUUCUUUGUUGCCAUAUGUGCUAUUCUCCCCAUUACAAUUUUUCUGUUCUAUUGGUUUUCUUUCCCCACUCAAAUUCUUGCACUUUCUAUUCGUGUUUGCCCAGAAUUCUAAGGUUAGUGCGUAAAGAGCCGAAAGGCUCUAAAUGGGAGCUAUGUAUGGUAUGGGCGUGGAAUAUUACUACAAAUGUUCGUGAAAUGAAAUCUGGCCUUUUUUGUUAUUUCUCUAAACCUGGGGAUGCCUCUAUCUUCAAGCCUCGUAUUCUAAAAAGCUCAAAAUCUGGUAUACAUGCAUUAGUUCCCUCUAGUCUUCUUUCUUCUCACUUGUUUUUCUCUAUAUAAACCCCUGGAUUCUAACCAUUGUGGUAAAACUCAUCACUACUCCAUAAUCUUCCUAUCCUGUUCUGUUUCUCCUUUUUGACAUUUUCUGUAAGAUGGAAAGGAACCAGUUAUCAAGGCAGAUCAACAGAAUGAGACAAUCACUAUUUGAUCAGGGAUCUCUUGAUGAACAAUUUGUCCAGCUUGAGCUGCUACAAGAUGAGACUAACCCAAAUUUUGUUGAGGAAGUUGUAACUCUAUGCUACCGUGAUUCCUAUAGAUUAAUCCUCAACUUAGAGCAAGCACUACAGAAGAGCCCUCUUGACUUUAAUCAGUUGGAUAGCUAUAUGCAACAGUUCAAGGGAAGUAGCUCAAGCAUUGGAGCAAGAAAGGUGAAAGCUCAGUGCACACUUUUUAGGGAAUACUGCAAGUCUGGGAGUGGAGAAGGAUGCUUUAGGACUUUCCAGGAACUGAAGAAAGAACGUACAGCUCUGAAAAACAAGUUUGAAGCUUAUUUUCAGCUGAAAAGGCAAGCUGGUCCGAGUCAAAUUGCAAGUCGUCCCAAGUAACAAAUGAUGGGCAACCAAAGGCAAUGACUUCAAAUGGGAAAUCAAGCAGAUGAUUAGGUGGGCGUAGAGGCCUUGGAAUGUAAAGAUUUCAAUUUCAAAGCUCUGUCUUAACUUUCGGUUUUGUAAAUGGCUGGCUUAUAGACUUAAAAAUGCUCCUUGAUGGGAUGAAUUGCACAGAAUCCAAGUACUUAUGUGUCCAGUAAA
This is a messenger RNA of Cucurbita maxima (winter squash), 1346 nucleotides long. Its product is annotated as histidine-containing phosphotransfer protein 4-like. Gene Ontology annotation, molecular function: protein histidine kinase binding; histidine phosphotransfer kinase activity. Gene Ontology annotation, biological process: phosphorylation; cytokinin-activated signaling pathway; phosphorelay signal transduction system. The transcript has 6 exons. The coding region runs from base 690 to 1142 and encodes 150 amino acids. Gene Ontology annotation, cellular component: cytoplasm; nucleus. NCBI's taxonomy places the organism in Eukaryota, Viridiplantae, Streptophyta, Magnoliopsida, Cucurbitales, Cucurbitaceae. The record is from RefSeq and is a predicted model, not a curated record.